ACGCCGUUAGAAAGAGAAAGGGUUGUAGUAGUAAAAGAUAUAAAAGAAGAUUUGGAAGAAGAAGAGGAGGAAGAAGAAUUAGAAGAACAAAUAUUUGUGUAUUCAGAGCUAGAAGGAGUAAGAGAAGAAAAUUAUAAGUUAGAUUGGUUAGGGAAAGAAAAAAACAUUGCGGAAAAUAGAAAGAAAUAUUUUAAAAUGAAAGAAACUGAAAAACAUAACCUUUGGCCUGUGACAUGUCUCGUCUCCCUGGAAAAAGAGAAACAAAAGUAUAUACACGACCUUUUCGACUACUAUUACGAAAAUGAAGUUAGAUUAGGUAUUAACUACGAGAUUGGAGAAUUAAAAGAAGAUCAAAAAAGACAUUUACAACAAUUACUUGAUCAAAACGUUGAGUUAUGUGCUCAAAGUAUCUAUGAGUUGGGACGAACAAACAUAACUCGUCAUACCAUUCCCACUCAAAAGACUUUACCCAUCUGGCAGCAAAUUGAAAUAAUGUUAGUAAAAGAAAUUAUUAGACCUUCCUCAAGCCCAUGGACAUCUCCUGUAGUAUUAGUUAAACAGGGAAAUCGAAAAAUGCGUUUUUGUAUUGAUUAUCGGAAGUUAAACGCAGUCACUGUAAGAGACAACUACCCCUUACCACGAGUAGAUGAACUAUUAGAUGCUUUGAAUGGGGCAUCUUGGUUUUCGACGUUAGACUUGGCCAGUGGGUACUGGCAAGUCGAAAUGUUGGAGGAAGAUAAGGAAAAGACCGCUUUUAUUUCUCCUUAUGGGGUCUUUGAAUUUAACGUUAUACCUUUCGGCCUGAUGAACGCCCCGGCCACGUUCCAAAGGUUAAUAGAUCAAAUCUUUAACGAUUUGAUCGAACAUUUGGCACAAGUUUUUGAAAGACUAAAAAAGGUUGACCUAAAAAUUAAGCCACAAAAAUGCCAUUUCACGAAAAAAGAAUUAAAGUUUUUAGGAUACGUCGUAAGCGCCCGUGGUAUAUCAACUGACCCUAACAAAGUACGGGCGGUUCAAGAAUAUCCUAGACCCAAAAAUUUAAGACAGUUACACGGAUUUUUGGGUCUG
Molecule: messenger RNA, 1068 nt
Organism: Scutellospora calospora
Lineage: Eukaryota; Fungi; Glomeromycota; Glomeromycetes; Diversisporales; Gigasporaceae
Source: the annotation of a GenBank genome assembly